Molecule: messenger RNA, 1381 nt
Organism: Rhineura floridana
Lineage: Eukaryota; Metazoa; Chordata; Lepidosauria; Squamata; Rhineuridae
Gene: GLOD5
Product: glyoxalase domain containing 5
Exons: 4
Coding region: 2-523 (173 amino acids)
Source: RefSeq, a predicted model, not a curated record
AAUGCUGAGCUGGACGAGUCUCCAGUUCCUGGCCCCCAAACAGCUGUGCAGAGCUUGCUCCUUACCUUUACAGGCUGUUGGUCCUCAGGUGAUGUCCUGGGAGGGAAGCAGCAAGGCACCCCCUUGGGGUCUCAUCCACCACCUGGAUCAUCUGGUGAUGACUGUCAAGAGCAUUGAGGACACGGCUGCUUUCUACUCUCGGGUCCUUGGCAUGGAUGUCAUCUCCUUCAAGGGAAAUCGCACGGCUUUGCAUUUUGGCAACCAGAAGUUUAACCUCCAUGAGGUGGGGAAGGAGUUUGAGCCCAAAGCCCACAGGCCAACCCCUGGCUCCUUGGACAUCUGCCUCACCACGGAGAUGCCGCUGGAGCAGCUGAUGGAACACCUGAAGGCUUGCGGAGUAAGCAUCGAAGAAGGACCAGUGUCCAGAACUGGUGCAGUUGGCCCAAUAACAUCUGUUUACUUCCGAGAUCCAGACCAGAACCUGCUUGAGAUCUGCAACUACAGCAGUCAUUCAGAGCACUGAGUGUUCUCUUCUGGACCUGCAGAGACCACGAAUGCAGGAUAUCCAAUUUAGGUUUGGAAAUUCAGAUACAAAUGGAUCAAGGCCCUGGUGUCUGCCUUUCAAAAAAUCUGAUUUCUGAGGAAAGAGAAUCAGAAGCCAAGAAUUCCAACACACUUAGAAGUUUUAUUUUCUCCCAUCCCUUGGGCUGCCCCCCCAAAAAUUUAUUGCACCUUUGAUAACCUUGGAGGGUUCCUCAAGGUCUGCUGAUGCCUCCCUUUUAUGUGCUGAUGGUGCCAUUUUUAGGGACCACACUCCAAGAAUGAGUUUGCUAUGCGAAUCUAGGAUGGACGGUGAGCACACUAGUCACCUACAGUAAAGCAUUUCCAUUGGCCACACCUGGAGGGGCAACGAGUUGACCUACCAAUCAGUUGCAUAAUCUUUUUGAAGCUGAAUAUCUUUUUUUUAAAAGCACUUCAGCUGAUCCCACCAAGUUUUGUAAAAAGGGGUGGAGUUUGACUAGCGUCGUGUGCUUCCGUUUUCAGAAGACAGAGGUGGAGACGCACUGGAACUGUCAGAACAGGAAGUGUGUCUCUACUCUUACAUCGGACUGGGUUCUACUGAAUACUAUGCAGGCUUCAGGUUGCAUCUAGGAUUAGCUGGGAUAAACAAAUGCACAAUGGCUGCUUUCCGUCCCACCACUCUCUCCAUUUCUGAAAUAGAAAAGCCUGCUGUUACUUACCCUGGCCCAUCUCCAGCCUCAAGCAAAACAGACAGUGCUCCUUAUUAGGCAGAGCACCAAACUAAAGGGAAACAUGGCAGUUUUUAUUUUAUUUUAUUUAUAAAAGUAUUUAUAUACCACUCUCGCAAAAUAUCAGGGCA